This is a messenger RNA of Danio rerio (zebrafish), 1746 nucleotides long. It is a transcript of the gene fzd9b, whose product is annotated as frizzled class receptor 9b. The record is from RefSeq and is marked provisional. Gene Ontology annotation, biological process: cell surface receptor signaling pathway. Lineage: Eukaryota; Metazoa; Chordata; Actinopteri; Cypriniformes; Danionidae. Gene Ontology annotation, molecular function: transmembrane signaling receptor activity. Gene Ontology annotation, cellular component: membrane; plasma membrane.
AAAUCCAGAAUGGGAAGCUCACCUCUGCAAAUUGUGAUUUCUCUGUGGUGUCAUCUGGUUAUUGCUGCCUACAGUUUAGAGAUCGGCUCUUAUGACCUGGAGAGAGGGAGACCGGCUAAAUGUGAGCCUAUCGUCAUUCCCAUGUGCCAGGGCAUCGGAUACAACCUCACCCGGAUGCCCAACUUUAUGGACCAUGACAAUCAGAGGGAAGCAGCGAUUAAACUGAAUGAAUUUGCCCCUCUGGUGGAGUAUGGCUGUGAUGUGCAUUUGAGAUUUUUCCUCUGCUCUCUUUACGCCCCUAUGUGUACAGACCAAGUGUCCACAUCCAUCCCUGCCUGCCGUCCUAUGUGUGAACAGGCACGUCAGAAGUGCUCGCCCAUCAUGGAGAAGUUUAAUUACGCCUGGCCUGAAUCUUUGAACUGCUCUAAACUGCCCACCAGAAAUGACCCUAAUGCACUGUGCAUGGAAGCCCCCGAGAAUGACACUAAAACUGAGACUAAGAAGGGAGAGGGGAUGUUGCCUGUCCCGCCUAGACCCAGGCAGCCUGGGGCUGGGAAUGCUCGCUCAGGAGGCACCAUGGGUGUUUGUGAAAACCCAGAAAAGUUUCAGUAUGUGGAAAAGAGUGAGACAUGUGCGCCGCGCUGCUCGUCCGCCGUAGACGUGUUCUGGUCUAGACAGGAUAAGGACUUUGCUUUCAUUUGGAUGGCGGUAUGGUCCACUCUGUGUUUCGUAUCGACAGCGUUCACGGUGCUAACUUUCCUUCUGGACCCUCAUCGUUUCCAAUACCCGGAGCGUCCCAUCAUCUUCCUCUCCAUGUGCUACAACGUCUACUCGGUGGCUUUUAUCAUCCGAUCAGUCGCCGGUGCAGAGAACAUUGCAUGCGACCGUGAGAAUGGCGAGUUGUAUAUUAUCCAAGAAGGCCUGGAAAGUACUGGUUGCACCAUAGUCUUCCUCAUCCUUUACUAUUUUGGGAUGGCAAGCUCCAUCUGGUGGGUCAUCCUCACCCUUACUUGGUUUCUAGCAGCAGGUAAGAAAUGGGGUCACGAAGCUAUCGAGUCGCACAGCAGCUACUUCCACAUGGCCGCCUGGGGCAUUCCUGCGCUGAAGACCAUAGUCAUCCUCACCAUGAGGAAAGUUGCGGGCGAUGAGCUCACUGGACUGUGCUACGUGGGCAGUAUGGAUGUGGGGGCGCUAACAGGAUUUGUCCUCGUACCUCUGUCUUGUUACCUCGUCAUCGGGACGUCUUUCAUCCUGACUGGCUUUGUGGCGCUUUUCCACAUCCGCAAGGUGAUGAAGACCGAAGGCACCAACACGGAAAAGCUAGAAAAGCUGAUGGUGAAAAUCGGCAUUUACUCCAUCCUGUACACCGUCCCCGCCACCUGUGUCAUCAUCUGCUACUUCUACGAGCGACUCAACAUGGACUACUGGAAAUUCAGAGGACUGCAAAGUAAGUGCACAACAUUCCCAGGCCGAAGGAACGAGGACUGCUCACUGGACUCUUCAGUGCCCACAGUGGCCGUGUUCAUGCUGAAAAUCUUCAUGUCGCUGGUGGUGGGAAUCACCAGCGGUGUGUGGGUCUGGAGCUCAAAGACUCUUCAGACGUGGCAGGGGCUGUGCAGCAGAAAGCUGACAGACAGGACUUGCAGAAAGCACUGCAGCACCAGUCACUGCCACUACAAAGCACCUGCCGUUAUACUGCACAUGUCCAAGACUGACCCCUACUCAGACUGUCCCACACAUGUAUGA